GCGUAAGCCUUUUGUCUUCAACCACCACUUGCACAUCCCCCAGUUCGAUAUACCAUGUCACUGACCGCCUCACUCAAAGGCAAGCUUGCACUUAUCACGGGUUGCACCGGUGGUAUAGGUUCAGCGACUGCGAGGUUGCUCGCACAGUAUGGGUGCUCUAUUGCCGUUCACCACUCCUCUGAGGCCACCAAAGCCAAGGCCGACGAGCUUGUCGCGGAACUGACCAAGCACGAGGGCGUAAAGGCCGCAGCUUUCCAGGCAAACCUGCUGACGUUUGAAGAGACGAAGAAGCUGUAUGACGAAGUGGUCCAGAAACUGGGAAACCCAGACAUUCUCUUCGGGAAUGCCGGGGCGCCUUUCACCCAGAUUGGCCCAACUGGUAACAUUAGAGACAUCAGUCCCCAGGAGUUUGAGAAUACCUGGAGGUUGAACGUUGGAGCGGACUAUUACCUCAGCCACCUCUGCGUCCCUCACAUGGAGCAACAGAAGUGGGGCCGCGUCGUCUUCACUUCAAGCGUGGGAGCUUUGACUGGCGGUGUCGUCGGCCCUCAUUACGCCUCCUCGAAGGCUGCCAUCCAUGGGCUCGUCCGCUGGUUGUCUCUCCGAUACGCAAAGGACGGCAUUUGCACCAAUGCCAUCGCGCCGUGGUUGAUUGAAGACACGGGCAUUGUACGCAAUGCAACCCUGCCGCCCGACAUUGCCUCCCAGAUCCCUGUUGGCAGACUCGGAAGGCCGGAAGAGGUCGCUUCCGUCGUUCUCAUGCUUGUCCAGAACGGUUUCAUGACCAACAAGGUCAUCACCAUCGAUGGCGGCUGGACCAACGGUGGCUUGUAGAAGAACGAGGCGGUCAAAUGAACAGAGCACGCGCCACAAUAUCAUAUCUCCGAUCUGUAUAGUUAGAUAUUUGGCGAUGAGAAUAGAAGGCAUAAAAUAUAUGU
Messenger RNA from Phanerochaete carnosa HHB-10118-sp, 938 nucleotides. RefSeq lists its product as uncharacterized. The transcript is spliced from 8 exons. Gene Ontology annotation, molecular function: oxidoreductase activity. NCBI's taxonomy places the organism in Eukaryota, Fungi, Basidiomycota, Agaricomycetes, Polyporales, Phanerochaetaceae. The record is from RefSeq and is a predicted model, not a curated record. The coding region runs from base 55 to 834 and encodes 259 amino acids.